Molecule: messenger RNA, 4603 nt
Organism: Dicentrarchus labrax (European seabass)
Lineage: Eukaryota; Metazoa; Chordata; Actinopteri; Moronidae
Gene: osgin2
Product: oxidative stress induced growth inhibitor family member 2
Exons: 6
Coding region: 118-1788 (556 amino acids)
Source: RefSeq, a predicted model, not a curated record
CCGGUGUCUGCCUAUUUAUACGGUUAGAAACGCUGCCGUGGGUCGUGAUAACAGGACGCGACUGGGAGAUAGAGAGAUACAUCACAACGCGCGCCGGCUCUGGCCCAGGCUGUAGCCAUGCCUCUUCUGGAAGAGACCGCUUUGCCACAAGAGCACCCACCCACUGUCCCUGUGGUCAUCAUAGGCAACGGGCCAUCAGGUAUUUGUCUGUCCUACCUGCUAAGUGGAUACAAGCCCUACCUAGAUACAACAGCUGUUCACCCAAACCCGAUACUUUACAGGAAGCUGCAGGAAACCAAGCACCUUCCCAUCACAGAACAGGAUCUGGAAUAUUUGAGUGAAGGUCUCGAAGGGAGGUCAAGGAACCCUGUGGCUGUGCUUUUUGACACACUACUGCACCCCAAUGCUGACUUUGGCUACGAAUUCCCCCCUGUCCUUCAGUGGAGGAGAGACAAGCAACAACAUAUCCCACAUCUGGUGCUGGGGAGGGCAACACCUGGAGGUGCUUGGCAUGCAAUGGAAGGCUCCAUGCUGACUAUUAGUCUUGGCAUCUGGAUGGAGCUUCCCGGGGUCAACUACAGAGACUUGACCAAUGGGAAACGCAGGGAUGUAACCAGUGACAGAGCCACCCCAGAAGAGAUCUCAUCCUAUUAUCGUAACUUUGUGAAGCUAAAGGGCCUCCAAAAGAAUUUUGUUGACAACACCUAUGUGACCUCUGUUCAGAAACUCUGCCGAGGGCACGAGGGGGAAGGUCUGGAAAAUGGGCACACUGAUCAAGGAGAUGGAGGGGUGGGAAAUGGUGGUAAUGGAGGGUUUGAGGGGAAUGGAGUUGAGUGUCUAAACAGUGGAGGAGGGGGGGCUCUCUGGGAAGUGAGGGGAUAUCAGCAGGUGCAGAACGACACUCAUGUCCCCUUCUCUCUGUUUGCUGAGAAUGUGGUUCUGGCCACAGGUGCGUCCGAUUCACCGGUUCGAUUAGGUGUAGAGGGGGAGGACCUACCGUUUGUAUUUCACAGCAUCUCAGACCUGGGUUUGGCCAUAAGCCGGAGAAAACUGGAUAUGAACUCUGAUCCGGUUUUAAUCGUAGGUGCUGGUUUAAGCGCUGCAGAUGCCGUUCUGUGUGCUUGUAACAGCAACAUUAGAGUGCUGCAUGUCUUUCGUAAGAGCGUAGAUGACCCAGACCUCAUCUUCAAACAGCUGCCCAAGACCCUGUACCCAGAGUAUCACAAAGUCUACAACAUGAUGUGCUCUCAGACCUAUACAAAUGUGGCUCCCUCCUCUGCUUCAAACAGACCCCAGGCAGUUAGUAUUGCCUCUUCAGUAUGUGCCAAGAUGUGCCCAAAACCCCAACUUGCCACAGGUAACAUGGUUGGUAACGCCAGUGUCGGCCAGUUUCCAGACUACACCAGUUUCCCCGAACACUGCGUGGUGUCCUUCCAGUCUGACAUGAAGUGUUUGCUGCAAGGGAACAACUCCCUCAAGGCAUUCAAGAUCUCCAUGGCCCUAGUGCUGAUCGGGACAAACCCAAACUUGUUUUUCUUGAAAGGGCAGGGCCAGUACCUGGGUCAGGAUCCAACAAAACCCGUCUCCUGCAAGCAGAACCCCAUUGACAUCCAUCCCUACACUUUUGAGUGUACCAAGGAGCCAGGUCUGUUUGCCAUGGGCCCGCUGGUGGGAGACAACUUUGUUCGCUUUUUGAAGGGUGGUGCGUUAGGCAUCGCAUCCUGUCUGCUGAAGAGACUCAAGAAGAAAGGGAAGCUCAUCAGCAAUGGAGGUAAUAACUUCAUUUGAAACCAUGAUGGAGAGAAGAGCUGUACAGGUCGUAGGGCACAGUUUUCAAGAGCCCAACUGAUGUAAAUGGUGAAGGGGAAGACAAGAGUUUUAAUAUGUUUUAAUCAUUAAUGCAGUGUUUUCUCAUCAGAGCUAAGGCUUUACAACUUUGAGACCAAAAAGACAAUGGAUGUACACUAAUUAGUUUCUAAAGAAACAAAAGACAACUUUCAUGAGUCUAGUCUGACUUCAUAAGAAGUCCCCAGAAGUCCAAGCUACCAUGUGCCAAUGUUUUCUAGUCAAUCUGCAACCUCACAACUGAAUGGGACCUUAUUUUAAUCAGGGUUAUUUAUUCGUUCACCAUGUGUCUUUCGAUCCAUUUACUAACAACAUGUAAUUGCUGUUGUAUCACACUUUAAGUCUUAUUUUAGCUUUGCCUUUUCAGAGAGGGAAUACUCCAAAAGUAGAACCCACGAUGCUUAUUCUCCAUGCAAUUUAAUAGCUAUUGUUGUGUAUGUGAUGGAAACUCACGGAGCAAUCUAAGGUCCCACUUAAAAAGUUAAGAUCGUCUAAAAAAUACAACCUGUAGUUUUGAGUGUUUGGAUGAAGAUUUAUUUCAUAAGCGUAUCUCAAGUUCAUGGCUGAGCAAUCUCAAUGUUCCUGAUUAUUCUGAGCCUACAAUAUUUUGCUUUUGUUUUCUACUUUAGGAGGAUUCUUUGUUUAGCUGCUAUUGUAGGUAGUUGGAGCCAUAUACCUAAAAAAGUUAGAAAAGUCGAAUAACUCUGACCUGUUACUUUAAAUAUAGUGCUAAUGGGAAAGACUUUCUAUGCAAAUAAUUUCACUUGUAGAUCUGAAUGUAUUCUUUGGCAGCCAUUGCUAAUUUUACUGUUUGGAUUCAAGUAUCUUGGCAUGGUACACAUUUCUUUCCAUGCAGUAUUAACAUAUGAUUGGAUAAAACAAGAAAUCCAGUAUGGUCCUUAAGCUUAAUAAUUGCCAAUUAUAUUAUGACUAGAAUAUAGUGAAAAAGUAUAAUCGAUUUAUAAAACAAAUUUCUUGUCAUUUUGGCCAGAGCAUCUGAACUUAAUCCCACACAUGUAGCGAAGGGCCUUUGAAAAAGAUAAAACAGAAAAGCACACUUGCAGAAUAUCCAUUUUUACAAUCAUACCAUCCAAAUAAUUUAUUUUUAUAUUUUUAGCAAACCAAAUCUUAGCAUCCUCUCUGUAUUUUUAUAAUUACAUUAUUUUUUAACAUGUUGUGACUAUCCCCCUUAAGGCUAACAUCUUCGCUCCGUCUUGGACCUAUUCAAUCAACAUGUCUGGGCAAUAUGUCAAUUACUUAUUGUCUAUCACUAUGGUCAUGUCACAGGUUCUCUUAAUAUUGUGGAACACAGUACACAGUAAUUAUCAAGCCAGACUUCUACCACAACUCUUUCUUAAAUGCCUCACCUAAUCAAGUUCAAUUUGUUUUUUUCAUAUUGCCUAAGUCUAUGAGUGUAUAUAUAAAAUUCUUCUUCCAUUUUUUAAUACAGCUUUACAGUAAACAGCCAAUUUUGUUUUGUUAAGUGCCAAAUAACAGGUUAGACAGGUUGUGAGCAGUGUUAGUAGCAACUUCCCGCUAUACUUUCUUUCCUUUCAGUCAUUUAAAUACUGUCUGCAAGAGUGUGAUGCCAUAUGCUGAUUUUUAUUGUGUGCCGCUCACGCACAGCUCAUGGUUUGUUUAUUGUGAUGUGACACUUUGAUCCUUGUUUAGGGAUUUUUUCUUCUUCUGCCCCCUUCAAUACAAUAUGGUAGUCAGAGUCAAUGUUGGGGGCAAUGCAUUACUUAAUACUGUAGUCACAUUAAUUUUUUCACUAACAAAGUAGUUUAAGACAUUGCUGUAGAAGUUUUGGUAAUCAUAUAACAGUUAACUAGUGAAAAUAUUGUUACUUGUGUUAAAUAUUGAAUUUCAGCUGAAUUAUUCCUUGAUGCUUUUUUUCAUGGACUUGUUUUGAUAUAUUAAAUAUAUGCAUGCAGGCAUGAACCAUUGCCUAGCAGCUGCUAUGAGCAGAGGACAGGCAUGGGAAGAGUUUUAAGCCAAACAUUAAAGGACUGCAGAGGAGACUGGGGGACUCAAACGUGGAGAGUCUUAUUAUUAUUGUUAUUUUAUUUUCCUUUUUUAAAAAAAAUACAACCUGUUACAUCCAGGUUGGACACAACUGUCGACCACUGUCAACUUUAAACACUGACAGAUUUAUUUUGUGUCCAUCCAUAUACUUUAUAUUUUAGUACAGAUUUGUCUGGUUUUUAAAUAGUACUCAAGUAGUAGUAGUAGAAAAUUUGCUUUAAUCAUAAAUUAUUAAGCAAAAUAAGCCCAUUGCAAUAGAUAAAAGAACUGUGGUUAAAGACCAGUCUCCUUCCUUUUGGCACUCUUUUGCCCAUGAAAAAAAAAAACUUUUAUUACUGCACAAUUAAUGCUGAAUGCUAAGUCAGUUCUCUACUCAUACAUGGCACAUGCCUUGAAAAUGAAGGGGGCGGUGGGGUUCAACCACCUGCACAGAAAUGCCCAUAGCUAUUUUUGCAUGAUGACUACUUAUCUGAACAGUUUCAGAUCUGUGAAAGUGCCUGUAUGGUUGGCUCAUCAGACAUCGUUUAAGAAACGGCGACUUGAAUCCCUUUUAAGUUUCUAGUUCAGCUAAAACCAGGGAACACAUUUGGUCUUAACUUCAAAACAAAGGAACAGCUGCUUUCGGCAUGUAGGGUUUGAAUGCUCUCUUGUACAAUUGAAGAGUUUUUAAUGUUUUGUAUGCUGCAUUUUUUUAUUGACAAAUAAAAACUUUGAGAAAAAUCUCUGAACAUGA